Messenger RNA from Drosophila navojoa, 1789 nucleotides. RefSeq names its product Sperm-Leucylaminopeptidase 8 (gene S-Lap8). NCBI's taxonomy places the organism in Eukaryota, Metazoa, Arthropoda, Insecta, Diptera, Drosophilidae. Gene Ontology annotation, cellular component: cytoplasm. The record is from RefSeq and is a predicted model, not a curated record. Gene Ontology annotation, biological process: proteolysis. Gene Ontology annotation, molecular function: manganese ion binding; metalloaminopeptidase activity.
AACAAUCCAGUUUAUCGGUAUAAGCUUAACGUAGAGCACUGAUUUUUUUUUUUUAUACAGAAACGUUUGUUCAGAAAAGUUUUCGUCGCUUUCGUAAUAGUUGUAAAUUGCAGUACUCGUAGUCGAUUCUUAGUUUUCUACAAUCUAUAUAAAUAUAUAUAAUUUUGUUUAGUUUUUUUGGUGUCUUCUAAAUCGCAUCAUCGUAAUAAUGGCCAGAGCACAAGUUUUAUGCUGUAAUAGAUCAGUUGUGGGACUGCUGCGCUUCAAUCGCGUUGUCUCGUUUAUGCCGCGAGUGCACUUCAUGCAGAUUCGCAGCAAGUGCGAGCAGAAGGGCGUCGUCAUCGGGCUCUAUCUGAAGGAUGGCGAGAAGGCGCCUCAGCUGACGCCGAACGGGGAGAAGUUCGACGAUCGCGUUGCCGGCAAGAUCAGCGAGCUGAUCAAGGAGACGAACAUGGACGGCGAGCUCGGCAAGGGCAGGAUGUUCAAUAACCUGGACAAGGAGUACUCCUCGGUGGUGGUCGUCGGCCUGGGCAAGGAGGGCAUCGGCUACGACGCCGAGGAGGCAAUCGAUGCGGGCAUGGAGAAUGCGCGCGUGGCGGCCGCUGUUGGCACCCGAUCCCUGCAGCUGCAGGGCGCCAGCCAUGUGGCCGUCGAUGGCAUGGAGUAUCCGGAGCAGGCGGCCGAGGGCGCCGCCAUGGCCGUCUGGCGCUACAACGUGAACAUACGCAAGAGCCGGCGCAUUGAGGUGCCCAAGGUGGAGCUGUACGGCUCAUCGGACGUUGAUGCAUGGACACGCGGCCUCUUCAAGGCCGAGUCCCAGAAUCUGGCCAGGCGGCUCUCCGAGACGCCGGCCAAUCAAAUGACGCCGUCGACCUUCGCCCAGGCCACCAUAGACUCGCUGUGCCCGUGCGGCGUUACUGUGGAGGUGCGCUCCAUGGACUGGAUCGAGGAGCAGCGUCUCAACUCCUUCCUGAUGGUGGCCAAGGGAUCGUGUGAGCCGCCCCUGGUGCUGGAGAUCAACUAUAUCGGCAGCUCGCCCGAGGACAAGCCCCUGCUCUUGAUUGGCAAGGGGCUGACCUUCAACAGCGGCGGCCUCUCCCUGAAGCCCAAGAACGGCAUGGAUGUCUUCCGGGCGGACGUCAGUGGCGCAGCGGCCGUGGUGGCUACGAUCCGGGCGGCCGCAGCCCUCUCGCUGCCCAUCAACGUGACCGCCGUGCUGCCACUGUGCGAGAACAUGCCGUCGGGCAUGGCCGUGAAGCCCGGCGAUGUGGUCACCCUCAUCAACGGGAAGACCGUGUGCAUUAAGAGCGUGUCCAGUGCCGGCGCCGUGAUGCUAGCCGAUCCGAUGCUGUACGCCCAGAACAUACACAAGCCGAAGAUGAUCAUCGACCUGGGCACGCACGCCAAGGGCGUUGCCUACGGGCUGGGCGCUUCCGCCACUGGCCUCUGGACGAACAACACGAUGCUCUGGCAGCAGUUCGAGAAGGCUGGCUCCAUUACCGGCGACCGUGUCUGGCGCUUUCCCCUCUGGCAGCACUUCAAGCGCCUGGUCGAGCCGAAUUUGACCUACGACAUGUGCAAUGUGGGCCGAGGACCCGCCUCCUCCUGCCUGACGGCGGCGCUGCUGCACAAAAUGGUGCCAUGCCUCGACUGGGUCCACCUGGACACCCGUGGCACCGGCCUCACAGUCGAAGACGGUGUGCCGCCCUAUCUGCUGCGCGAUCGAAUGUCCGGACGCCCGACCCGUACGCUCAUCCAGUUCCUGCACCAGAUGGCGUGCAAGUAGCGU